This is a messenger RNA of Pseudogymnoascus verrucosus, 660 nucleotides long. RefSeq lists its product as uncharacterized. Lineage: Eukaryota; Fungi; Ascomycota; Leotiomycetes; Thelebolales; Thelebolaceae. The transcript is spliced from 2 exons. The coding region runs from base 1 to 660 and encodes 219 amino acids. The record is from RefSeq and is a predicted model, not a curated record.
AUGAACACCCAGCAGCCUCCGAACUAUUCCCCGGCUGCCCAGCAUCCUUCGAACCCCCCAAACUUCGCCCAGCAACAUCUGGGAUUUUCGCAGUAUGCCCAGGGACCAUUCGCUUCGCAGGCCGGAUCCUCAUUCCAGGCCUAUCAAGGCCAAGGCCACGCAACCGGCAACGAUCAGGGCCAUACAUCAUGGCAAUCCCUAAGACCACCCCAGGAGAUGCAGCCUCCCCGUGGCCACCAGCGUGCCAUAACAUACCCCGCCACCCACCCCAUGCAAAAUCAGUUUGGAGGAAAGCAGGAACAAGUCUAUCUGGCAGCUGCAUACGAGUUUGCAGCGAAUCGUUCGGGAACACCCAGCGCCCAACAGGGCAAUGCCGCUCAAUACGACACAGGUCUGCGUAGACCCUCUGACGCUCUCAUGACGGAUGGCCCGAGACGCCCUGAGACGCCCUGCGUCUCCGAUGCCUCCCGCAUCGAUACCCUGCUCGAGAAAUUUAAGGACGAUUUGGGUUUGAUUUGUAGCGACUCGGUGCUCAAGGUACGCAAGCACCCGCAAGAAGCAUUCAACCAGAUCAAGGUCCUUCGGGACACCUUUGAGGGUCUUGUGGGAGAAUCUGAGGCCGUUAUGCACAGCAUCUCGAACUUUCCUCGCAAUGAGUGA